Molecule: messenger RNA, 387 nt
Organism: Vollenhovia emeryi
Lineage: Eukaryota; Metazoa; Arthropoda; Insecta; Hymenoptera; Formicidae
Exons: 1
Source: RefSeq, a predicted model, not a curated record
AUGGAUGCUCUCGGCAUAAGUGAUCAUCAGCUUAUUUAUGUGGCAAUGCGAUCCGAUCGGGCAAAGAAUACAGCGCGUCACCUGCUCUCUCGUAACCUUAGAUCUAUUCAAUCGUGUGACAUUGAUCUUGAGUUGAGUCGGAUUGACUGGUCACCGCUUUUUGGGGCGACUCAUGUUGAUGGUAUGGUCACCUACUUUACGACGUCACUUAUGACGAUAUUUGAUCGUCUUGCGCCACUUACUGCUAGGCGUAUCUCUCGCCCUCCUGCCCCGUGGCUGAAUACAGCUGUCAGGAGUCUAAUUAAAUUGAAGCGUCGCGCAUUACUUAAAUUUAAGCCUACUAGAUCUCCUAUGGACUGGAAGAGCUACAGAUCACUGCGUAAUGAU